GUGUGGCGUGGAAUCGCGGGAGGUGUGCGUAUGUGUGUGUGCGCGAUUGAGCGGCGUGUUGCUGGCGUGGCCGCACGAUGUUACUCUGAGCUGCGUGCCUUUUUUGAGAGGUUGUGCACAACACCGAUCUGCACGGAGAAAUGACGGCGCACGAUCAAAUGCGAGCUAUGCUCGACCAGUUAAUGGGCACAGGACGAAAUGGUGAAAAUAACAAAUUUCAAGUGAAAUACUCCGACUCGAAGGUCUGCAAGAGUUUUUUGCUGGCCUGCUGCCCCCAUGAGAUCCUCUCGUCGACGCGCAUGGACCUGGGAGAAUGCCCCCAGAUUCACGACUUGGCCCUACGGGCUGACUACGAGGCCGCGCAAAAGAAGAGGGAUCACUUCUAUGACAUUGACGCAAUGGAGCACCUUCAGAAUUUCAUCGCCGACUGCGACCGCCGUACGGAGCAGGCGAAACAGCGACUGGCGGAGACGCAGGAGGAACUGAGCGCGGAGGUGGCGGCGAAGGCGAACAACGUACACGUGCUCGCCGAGGAGAUCGGUAAGAAACUAGCCAAGGCCGAGCAGCUCGGCGAGGAGGGCUUUGUCGAGGAGUCGAUGAAGCUGAUGGGCGAGAUCGACGAGCUGCGCAAGAAGAAGAACGAAGCGGAGCAGGAGUAUCGAAACAGCAUGCCGGCGUCGAGCUAUCAGCAGCAGAAGCUGAGGGUGUGCGAGGUUUGCAGCGCGUAUCUCGGAAUACACGACAAUGAUAGACGGCUGGCGGAUCACUUCGGCGGGAAGCUGCAUCUGGGCUUCAUCAAAAUCCGCGAGAAGCUCGCCGAGCUGCAAAAGACCGUCGAGGAGAGGCGCAAGGAGAAGCGCGAGUCUAUGCUCGACAGAAGACGCGACAGGGACAGGGAGGACCGCGACAAAGACCGCGACAGGGACAGGAACCGCGGUGGAUUGGGCUACAGAGACCGCGACCGCGACAGAGAUCGCGACCGUGACCGCGAUCGGGACCGCGAUCGCGACCGUGACCGUGAUCGCGAUCGCGACCGUGACCGCGAACGCGAUCGCGAGCGCGAUCGUGAUCGGGACCGCGAUCGCGAGCGCGAUCGCGAGCGUGAUCGGGAACGCAGGGACAGCGGUAGGAGAAAGUCACGAUCUCGCAGUCGCAGUCGUGGAAGAAGAUCAAAACGCUCUCGCAGUGGCAGCCACAGCCGUCGAUCUCGUUCUCGUCGCAGUGGAUCUAACGACCGUAAGAGAUAAGGGGCAAGAUGUAUAAGGACUAUGCUCAAUGGUUUCCUUUCCUUUCUCACACGCGCACUUUCGUACAUGUAAUACGUAACACCAAGUCGUGCGCACGAGAUAUUUGCGCCCGAACGUCCGUAGCAAAUAUGCGAUACUCCAUUUUGACAUAAUCUUUGUACAUUACUUGUCACCCUAAUCGAUAUGUUUACGCGAUCUACUAUUUAUGCCGAAAUCUAUUCCUAUUGAGACACGUUUUAAAUUUUGUUUAGAAUAAUCUAAUCUAUGUGUAAUCUAAUUUGGCUUUUAAAAUAGUUUUAAUCCACUGUAAAUAAGAAUAGCUUAAGUACAACGUGGCGGUUGUUACAUGUUUACCAUCUUUGAGCAUAUACAAUAAUAAAAUAGUGGCAGUAAUAAAUAUAAAUGUA
This is a messenger RNA of Wasmannia auropunctata (little fire ant), 1654 nucleotides long. RefSeq names its product putative RNA-binding protein Luc7-like 2. The transcript is spliced from 5 exons. Gene Ontology annotation, cellular component: U1 snRNP; U2-type prespliceosome. Gene Ontology annotation, molecular function: mRNA binding. Bases 141 to 1247 code for a protein of 368 amino acids. The record is from RefSeq and is a predicted model, not a curated record. Gene Ontology annotation, biological process: mRNA splice site recognition. NCBI's taxonomy places the organism in Eukaryota, Metazoa, Arthropoda, Insecta, Hymenoptera, Formicidae.